AUGCUAGCAGCAGUAUUAUCAACUUUAACCGUCGUCGGCUUAAAAUCCUCGAGUGAAAGAAAACCAACAAUUGCAUUACCAGAUUGUGCAAGUCAUCAUUUGGAUACAGAUGGAGCUCAAAGACAGCAACAACGUUACCAUCAUGAAGUCAUGCUGACGAUGAAGGCAACAACAACUGCUUGUGGUCAUAGAAUGGGAAGUAGGAGGUGUCUAGGAAGAUAUUCUCCAAUACCAACCAGUUUGUUGGAUUGUACAUUGGGAUGUAGGGAUAUUGUGAUGGAGAUUAUGAAGUUUAUUAGUGAUGAGGAAUUACUUGAUCAUUUGAUGAGAUAUUUGGUGAGUUUUCCUGAUUUGGUAAAUGUGGAAAAUUGUCUUCCUAUUGUAAUGCAAAGAAGAGUUUGGUAUUGUAACAAUCAAUUGCACAUGGACUUUUUGAGUGAAUGUGUUCAAAAUGUUCCAACCAUGAACAAUACUGAACUAAUCUUGGGGUUUUCUCAAUUUCCACCACAAUUCUCUUCCUUCAUUGAAAAGUUCUGUUUCGUUCAUUUAAAUAACAUUUCAACUACAAAAAGACAAUUGAUUGAGUUGAUGAAUGCCACUACAAGCAAGAUCCAACGCUUAAAGUUUACAAAUUUUAAAUUCAAAGAUCCUGAAACUGAAUUACCAUCCACAAGAACUUUCAACAUUUCACCAAAUUUGAAAACGCUUUCGUUUAAUAUUGAUUGGUCAACCAUUUUCCAAUUUUGUAAAAAGAAUAGUGAAACUAGUACACUUCAAUUUUCAUCAUUAAAUUCAGAGUUAAAGAAAGAAAUUGAGAACCCAAUAGUUCUCUUUCCAACCAUUUGGAUUUAA
Molecule: messenger RNA, 852 nt
Organism: Naegleria gruberi
Lineage: Eukaryota; Heterolobosea; Eutetramitea; Acrasida; Naegleriidae
Exons: 1
Coding region: 1-852 (283 amino acids)
Source: RefSeq, a predicted model, not a curated record